CAGCACAGCCUUGAAGCUGACCUUUGAGGUGUGCCCGGAAAUGAGGAAACACAUGGAGAUCCUUCCAAAGACGGGUUUCAUCCAAGCUCAAUCGAGAUUCAACGCACAACUCAAGUUCCUGCCGAGGAUCUCCUUAUCCAAAGAUGCCAUGGAGCUUUUUGACGAAGAUACAGGAGUCCUAGAGGUUCCGCUAACAGUGCUAGUAGCAGGCCAGGUGAAGCCGGUCCCUUUCACCAUGCAGGCCGUGGUGACCUGCUCAGAGCUGCUCUUUGACCGGGCCCAGGUGGACUUUGGCUUCUGCUCCGUUAACCAGUCGGUGAGGAGCAGCGUCCGCCUCACCAACACCUCCCUGCUGCCCCAGGACUUUGGCUUUUUGGGCGUUCCAGACUUCAUGGAGGUCCAGCCCAACGAUGGCUUCGGCACUCUGCUCCCACAAGAGACUCUGGAGGUUGAUCUGAUCUUCAGCGCCAACAAGGCCAAGGAGUACAGCUUCCAGCUCCACUGCAAAUCAGGAAUAAACAGAGAUUUCCCCCUCACUUGCCAGGCAGUGGGGGUCCGCCCUCCGUUGCAGCUCUCCCACUCUCUGGUGCAGUUUGGGGCCACAGCAGUAGGGGACCGCUCCACUGCCAUGCUCUACCUGACCAACCAUCAAACCAACCAUCAAACCAUCAAUCACCAGAACCAACAACCAGCCCCUCCAGUAACCAAGGACACCAUGGCUCCCCCCAGACUGUUCUCCUUCAGCCUGCCCCAGCCUUCAGACCUCAGCAUCACCCCCAGCGCGGGCCGCCUGCUGCCUGGAGAGAGAUGCUUGAUCCAGGUGACGUUCAGACCCAGACUGUUAGACGAGGACAUCAGAGAGGAGGCGCUGCGUCUCUUCCUCCGAGCCAAGCUGCUACGUGAGAAGGAGCUGGAGAGGAGCAGACAAGCUGAACUGGAGGCUAAAAAGGAUCUCCCAGUGGAGACCAGUAAAGGGAAGAAGGCCCCAGUGAUUCCAAAGAACAGUAAGGUGUCAGACGUUCCACAGACCGAACUACUAACUGAAUUACCAGAACCUGCCGACAUACAGCCUGGGUCAGAGCAUUUUGAGGAGGCCAGGGCGUCUCUGCUGUACUCCUUCACCCAGCGCUACAGCGAGCACACCGUCUCCUGCUUCGUGUCGGACGGGGAUCCUCCGGAGGAAGAUCUGCAGGCCCAGCCGGCGUGGAGCUCCUUCAACACGCUCUACCUGCAGCUGCAGUGUCCCACUGUACAGCCCCCUCUGGUGGUCACAUCCAACAACGGGCAUAAGAGCAUAGACUUCCAUCAGGUGGCAGUGGGAGAAAAAGUGGUCAAGAGGUUUACAGUCCAGAACAUUUCAAAGGAAUCUUUGGAUCUGAGGUCGUCAGUGCUGGAUGUCCAUGGUCCUUUUUCCCUCCUGAAUGCUCUCAGAUGCAUCAGACCUGGGGAAACACACACUCUGGUGCUGGCCUUCAGUCCAUCUCUGGAGAAAAAGUUCAGUGAGACUCUGGAGGUGCGUUGCCAGAAGAUGACCCUUGAGAUGACUCUUCGUGGGGAGGGGGUGCUCCCCGCUGUCACCUGCUCUCACCCUGGAGGUCUCCUGGACCUUGGCUAUGUGCUGGAGAAGGAGAGCACCUCGCACGUCCUGAAGAUGCAGAACAGCUCGGCGGUGGCAGUUGUCUUCAGGGUGCAGCUGGCCAGCCUCUGCCCCUCCAGGCCUCCGGGGGGAGCUGAUGGUGUAGCCUCACUGCUGAGGGGUUACUCAGGCUCUCAGCUCCAGCCUACUGUGGGAACUCAGAACCUUAGCGGGCUGAGUGUGUUCAGCGUUCUGCCAGCAGAGGGCAGCAUCGCUCCAGGACAGAGUCAGGACCUCAUGGUCAGCUUCCAGCCGGACCACCCGUCUGUCUGCUACUCUGACAGGAUGACCGUAGAGCUCAGGAAUAAGAGUGUAGUGUGUGUGUUGGAUCUGAGGGGGGCAGCCUCUUCACACAACAUGUAUCUGUGUGGAGGAGACCCUCUGACGGUGCCCAUCGAAUCCCUCCUCCCUCCACUGAUCACCGCUCAACCUCAAAUCACAGGUCAGAGGUGAUGGAGAAGCCCGCACCAUCCCUGUGCUGGU
Messenger RNA from Notothenia coriiceps (black rockcod), 2119 nucleotides. RefSeq lists its product as uncharacterized. The transcript has 16 exons. Bases 41 to 2089 code for a protein of 682 amino acids. The record is from RefSeq and is a predicted model, not a curated record. Lineage: Eukaryota; Metazoa; Chordata; Actinopteri; Perciformes; Nototheniidae.